Suillus bovinus is the source of this 1064-nucleotide messenger RNA. RefSeq lists its product as uncharacterized. NCBI's taxonomy places the organism in Eukaryota, Fungi, Basidiomycota, Agaricomycetes, Boletales, Suillaceae. The record is from RefSeq and is a predicted model, not a curated record. The transcript has 5 exons. The coding region runs from base 1 to 804 and encodes 267 amino acids.
AUGGCAUCUGCUGACAUUCACCGAGCACAUCGUCACGAACAUUGUUCGUGCGGAAAAUGGACUGGUGAAGUAUCGCAACACAUACCCAGGCGGGCCGGUGGCGUUCUUCGCAGACUUGCCCAAGAGACCUAUGUGAUCAAAGACGUAUUAUAUUUCCUCCAAACGCUACUUGCUGAUGGGGUCGUGAUUUAUCGCUGCUAUGUUGUUUGGCAAUCCGUCCGGGUUAUCAUCGUACCAGCCAUGCUGUGGUGUAGCGCCGCAGUCACUGGCACCUAUGGGCUCUACAAUAGUUCGCAAUUUCAGUCCAGUACUACACCCUUCCUCCGCGAAAUUGCAAGGUGGAUCAAGGCAUUCUUGGUCUCGACAAUUGCAACUAAUGUAUUGAGUACGGGAUUACUGGCAUAUCGAAUAUGGACGAUCGAACGCGAGGUUGCUAGAACUCGCGCUAGUAGGAAGGGCACCAUGAUGCCAAUAGUGCACGUGCUCGUGGAUGCCGCCAUUUUGUACUCUGUGGCACUUAUCGCUGUACUAAUCUGUUUCCUCUGUUCGAACAAUGGAGUAUAUAUUGUGGUGGACAUGGUGGUGCCGAUAAUAUCGAUCGCCUUCUACAUGGUCCUUAUCCGCGUCGCCAUCAGUAGACAUCGCAGUCACCUCUUGACUGUAGGCGCGAUCACCGAGACGGAAUAUAUAGGCAACAUGCAACAGUAUCCUAUGCAACCCCUGCAGGUCCAACUGCCACAAUUUGCACCUAAUACUUCAGCGUGCGAAGUAGGGAAUGUUCAGUCAGGUGCAUUAGCGAAGUAGGUGCGAACGAAAUCGGAGGGAGAGCAUAAGGGCUUAUUCUACGGAUUGUAUCUUUUGUGAGCGAAUAUCCAAACUGAAAGUGACGAUAGCGGCUAUCCUGAUUUUUUGAGAAGCUUUAGUAAUAAAUAAUGCAGGCUGAGCGGGCAACAGAGUUUGCAGCAUCAUGAUAUAUGGCCGACUCGCAAGUGUGAGAUGCGGAUCUACACGUACAGAUGAUUCACAAAGUUACGAUUUGUUUCGGUCUACCAUCAGAGGACAAC